AUGUCUUCGUCGUCGAAAUUAGAAUUAGCUCUCAAAUGCGGUAGUGGUCUAUUUGCAUCUUAUAUGGCGUAUCAAUUUAUGUAUCGCCAAGUUCAUGACCCCUACAUUGAUACCUUUGCAACAAGCUAUGAUUACGUGAUUGUUGGCGGUGGCACAACGGGUUGUAUAUUGGCCAAUAGAUUGAGCGAAGAUCCUAAUGUAACAGUCUUGCUUUUAGAAGCUGGAGGAAAAUAUGUUGAUAAUCCAGUUGUUCCAGUGCCUGCUGCAACAGGCACUUUGCAAGUGAACUCUGGCAUUGAUUGGAGUUACAAGGGAUUGCCGCAAAAAGAUGUAUGCAAAGCCUUCAUUGAUAAUUGCCCAUUAUGGCCGCGCGGAAAGAUUUUAGGAGGUUCAAGUGCAAUUAACUAUAUGGUGUAUAUGAGAGGUUGUAAGGGAGAUUUUGAUUCGUGGCAAGAGUUAGGUGCUGAUGGAUGGAGUUACAACGACGUCUUACCUUAUUUUAAAAAAUACGAAAAUAAUACCAGGGCAGAAUUUCGAAAUGAUCCGCAGCAUGGUGUUGGAGGACCGAUUACUAUUAGUGAUUCACUCGUAGAAGCACCGUACGUUGAAGCUUUCCUUAAAGCAGGCGAAGAUGCGGGUUAUCCUACUUGUGAUCUAAAUGGUGGUAUUAAAAAUGGGUUUGAUCGAGGACAGGUUUUUGUUGGCAACGGAAAACGCCAAAGUACGGCACAAUGCUAUCUUACAGCGGAAGUAUUGGAAAGGAAAAAUUUAUUUAUCGGUAUACAUUCUCAUGUCGGAAAGGUAAUUUUUCGUGGUAAAAGAGCUGUUGGUGUUGAAUUUUCACAAAAACAAAAAAUACAAACUGUUCACUGCAAUCGCGAGGUUAUUUUAUCUGCUGGAAUAAUUCCCGUUGUUGCCAAUCUACCGGUUGGUCUUAACUUACAGGGGUUUCUAACUUCUGCUGGUUACCAAGCUUCCGCUCUGUUUAAUGUCAGUGAGAACGCUGAAGAAGUUCCAUGGGCUGAAAUGCUAAUUCAUCUCAUGUGUAUCGGACCUGAUCAAACCGUUUAUUAUAAUAAUUUUCGUUAUGAUGAGAAAAAAUUUCCUGCUAUGUACGUUGGAGGCCCUCAUGAUCCAUCAACUGCUGGGCUGAACCUUAUUUGUAUACUAUCACAUCCUAAAAGUAGAGGGUGGAUUAAACUUAAAACAACAAAUCCAGAAGAUCAACCAGAGAUACAACCCAAUUAUUUUCAGCACAGGGAUGAUAUGCGCGAUAUGGCAAAAGGAAUGCAAUUUAGCCAUAAUUUGUUAUGUAGUAAAUAUAUGAAGCCAUACAUCAAGGAAAUUCAUCGAUAUAAUGUUGAUUGUCCUUAUGAAUACAAUUCUAUUGAAUAUUGGGAAAGUGUAUUAAGUUAUUUUUCUUAUGACAGUUAUCAUAACAUUGGAACAUGCAGGAUGGGAGAUAAGAAUGAUGAUGCUGCUGUAGUAGAUCCGCAGUUAAGAAUUCGAGGGUUACAAGGAAUUCGUGUUGUUGAUGCUUGUAUUAUUCCGGAAAUGGUUUCUUGCAAUACUUAUGCACCGAUAGCAAUGAUUGGUGAAAAGGCAGCGGAUCUUAUCAAGGGCGUUACUGCAUCUUCAGGAUCUCAUCAUGAUGAAAGAACUGCUUGA
Trichoplax adhaerens is the source of this 1668-nucleotide messenger RNA. RefSeq lists its product as uncharacterized. The transcript has 17 exons. The coding region runs from base 1 to 1668 and encodes 555 amino acids. The record is from RefSeq and is a predicted model, not a curated record. Gene Ontology annotation, molecular function: flavin adenine dinucleotide binding; oxidoreductase activity, acting on CH-OH group of donors. Lineage: Eukaryota; Metazoa; Placozoa; Uniplacotomia; Trichoplacea; Trichoplacidae.